This is a messenger RNA of Aspergillus clavatus NRRL 1, 2070 nucleotides long. Its product is annotated as amine oxidase. Bases 1 to 2070 code for a protein of 689 amino acids. NCBI's taxonomy places the organism in Eukaryota, Fungi, Ascomycota, Eurotiomycetes, Eurotiales, Aspergillaceae. The record is from RefSeq and is a predicted model, not a curated record. Gene Ontology annotation, molecular function: copper ion binding; quinone binding; primary methylamine oxidase activity. Gene Ontology annotation, biological process: amine metabolic process. The transcript is spliced from 3 exons.
AUGCAGGCAUCCCAGAGCCCAGUCAUGGCCACUUCGGCUAGGCCUCAUCCCUUUGAUCCUAUCACCCCAGGAGAAAUCCAAUUAGUUGUCCGCAUUCUCGAAGAGACGUUUCCCGGCGUACCGCUGCGGUACAAGCGAAUUGACUUGCAAGAACCCAUCAAGCGACAUGUGGUUGCAUAUCUCGAGGCGGAGCGGCUCCGAAAGCCAUUGCCCCCCAGGCCAUCCCGUCUUUUAUUCGCCUACUUUCACCGUCUUGACAGUGGCAUCUUCUACAAGGCUCUGCUGAAUGCCGAUACCAAGUCAGCCAUUCAUAUCAAGGAGCUCCCGGCGCAUGUUCAGGGACCAAUUGACGUGGACGAGGUCACUGAGAUUGAAGCUCUCUGCUUGCGGCAUCCGGCAGUGCUGGCAGAAAUUGAGAAAUUGAAGUUGCCACCAGGCAUGUCCGUGUGCAACGACCCAUGGAUGUAUGGGUCGGACGAUGAGAAUGAAACCCGGCGGUUGUUCCAGUGCUUCAUGUAUAUCACUGAGGUGGAUCACCCGGAGAACAACCACUACUCUUUGCCCUGCAAGUUUUCACCAGUUUUUAAUGCUAUCACUCAGGAGCUAGUACGCAUGGAUUACCUCCCGGGUGGUGGUGAUUCUCAGGUCACGGAAACUCAGCCUUGGAAAACCGUCAAAACAAUCCAAUAUGCUCAUGAUCUCCUGGAUGAGCCACUCAGAAAAGACCUCAAGCCAUAUAUUGUGCAACAGCCAGAGGGCGCCUCCUUCUCCGUUGAUGGAAACUUUGUGUACUGGCAGAAGUGGCGCUUCCGGGUUGGAUUCAACAAUCGGGAAGGUCUGGUGCUGUAUAAUCUUACAUACGACAACCGCAACGUCUUCUAUCGCCUCUCGGUAUCAGAGAUGACGGUUCCUUAUGGAGAUCCCCGAGCCCCGUACCACCGCAAACAGGCAUUUGACGUGGGAGAUGCUGGCUUUGGCCUCAAUGCCAACCAGUUAACACUGGGAUGUGACUGUCUCGGUCAUAUCAAAUAUUUCGACGGCUACCGGACAGAUUCAAAGGGCAACCCUGUUCUUCUCAAAAACAUCAUCUGCAUGCAUGAACAGGACAAUGGUCUCCAGCAUAAACACACCAACUACAGAUCAGGCGCUGCUACCGUGGUGCGAAACCGCCAGUUGGUGCUUCAGAUGAUUUGCACCGUUGCAAACUACGAAUACAUCUUUGCCUACAUUUUUGACCAAGCGGCCAAUGUGGAACUUGAGGUCCGGGCUACUGGUAUCUUGUCCACGGUUCCCUUCGACAACGAGAAUGGCCAGACAGUUGCCUGGGGCACCAACGUCGGCCCAGGAGUCAUGGCUCCCUUCCACCAGCAUAUGUUCUCGUUGCGAAUCGACCCGGCACUUGAUGGGUUCAAGAACACCGUCUACUACGAGGAUAGCGUACCAAUGCCCGAGGAUGAAAAUAAUCCAUGGCUUGUCGGUUACACCACUGAGCAGACAGUGAUUAGCAAGUCCGGCACAGCCAACACGGACAUCAGCCGUCACCGAGUCUUCAAAAUCCGCAACGACAACGUCAUCAACCCCAUCACCUACAAGCCUAUCGCAUACAAGCUCCAGACAGCACCCAGCCAGAUGCUGCUCAUGAGCAAGAAUGCAAUGGGCUACCGCCGGGCCGAGUUCGCCACCAAACCCAUUUGGGUGACCAAGUAUCGCGACGACGAGCUGUACGCCGCAGGCGAAUUCACCAACCAGAGCCGCCGCGCCGAGGGCGUCGAGACUUGGGUGCAGCGCAACGACAACACCGAGAAUGAAGACGUCGUCCUCUGGCACACCUUCGGCCUCACCCAUAACCCCCGCAUUGAAGACUUCCCCAUCAUGCCCAUGGAGCGAAUCAGCGUCAUGCUCAAGCCGGAUGGCUUCUUCACCAAGAACCCGGCUCUGGACGUGCCUGCCUCCGCCCAGUCGUUCAACAAAUCCACUCUCCAUUCUCAACCUGCCCCUGCCCCUGCAGCAGCAUGCUGCUCCGGUGCGGGAGGUACCAUUAAGGCGAAGCUUUACAAGCGCAUCGAUUAG